Molecule: messenger RNA, 3190 nt
Organism: Leptomonas pyrrhocoris
Lineage: Eukaryota; Euglenozoa; Kinetoplastea; Trypanosomatida; Trypanosomatidae
Exons: 1
Coding region: 203-3190 (995 amino acids)
Source: RefSeq, a predicted model, not a curated record
GCAGCAGUUCUAAUCAAAACAAAAGGGCUUUACUGACACGCACAUACACACCCAAAGCAAAACUGUCGAGAAAGAGGAAAGUUUCCUUGGGCCGUCAACGCAAGUCUCCCCAGUCAACGUGAAGGGCGGCGCAGCGGCGAAGGAGCAUUCAUUAUUUUUUUAAAUAUUUUUACUGUGUGCUUGGCUAUAGACGGCGCCGAACAUGACGUCGCCUAUCACAAAGGACGCCUCAGCAGCGCAGAAGCCGCCGGCGCCGGUUGUUCGCCGAGGCCGCGGCACCUUCAAGCAUCAACUACACACUGAAGAGCUCGAGCGGCAGAGCGCGGCUGCCGACGGACGUGCAGAAGAAGCCAGCACCAUCAUCACCGCGGCGACCACGACGGUCGUGCUGCCCUCCUCCUCGCUCGGGCCCAAAGCAACGCGACCCGUCACUGAGGAGGAAGAACUCGUAGCCCAGUAUGCACACCUCAAAAAAGGCAAGGAUAUUCCCCUCGAUGCCGUCCCUGUCAUGCCGGCGGCCGGCGCCAGCAGUAUCUUGGCUCCCGCCAGUGACACCAAAACAACUCGGGAGCGGAUGAUUGCGGCGGCCAUCGCGGCAGCCGAAGCCCGCGCCAACGCCCCGCGCACGCAGUUCGGCCUCUUCGAGAACAACACCAACGACACGGCGCGGCAGCUGCUCUUCCGUAACGAGAAGCGUCGCCGCUACUGCGUUAUUAUUGGCGACCUGCAGAGCCAAACACGUCAGGUGACGCUGAAGCUGUUCGGCCACAAAGGGGAGAAGCCGUUCAAGCUGCAGAAUAAACUCAUCCGUUUGGUGAACUUGUCGAUCGGGAAGCCGCGCCGUGGCACCGCGCAAGACCUCGCCGCGCGUGCGGAGCGAGAAGCGGAAGAAGAAGAGGAGGAGGCAGGGGAAGAGACGCGGAAGGAGGACGAAGACGAAGACGUUGUGUUGGACGCGGCGGCCCCAGACGGUACACCGGCGCUGGAGGAGAUGCAGGAGAGCGGUGGGAUGCAAGCGAGUGCCGCAACAGACACAAUGGCGACCGCCACCGUGGCGGAGGAGUCGAUGCGGCAGCGGGUCCUGCAGCGCGAAACGCACGCCGCCGCAGGCUUCGAUGUUGACGAGGCAGUGCAGGACCCCCAUCUCGCCGUCGCGCGUGAUGAAGCGAUGGAGAAAGUGCGGCUGGCUGCUGACACGGCCGCCGCUGCCGCAGAUGCAGUACCGCUGCCGGAGAGCGACAGCGACACUUCAGCCGAAGAGGCCGAGCCGCCAAGCACCGCAGCGGCGGCGUCGAUGACUGCCGCUGCUCUCCCUGCCGCUCCCCCACCGGUGUUACCCGCAUAUGUGCCGAAGAGCGACGCCGCUUCCUCUGCGACGCACGCCGAUCCUGCGUCUACCGGCGUUACCGCCGCAGCCCCGCUACCACCCCAGGCCAUCAACACGAAAAAGGUGCGCAUCGCACACCACCUCCCGAAAGGGGCGGCCGAGGUGGAAGGCGAGAACGUGGACCACUAUUUGGACGAGGACGAGGUGGUGCCACUCACGGUGCAGCAGGCCGGGACAUCGACAAGCGUCAUGUAUGAGAACAGCAUCGCGAACAGCCCGGUGCUGACGGCGCGACGCUUCUCCGCCCUGCACGACUACUUCCUGCGCGAGUUUCGCCUCCUCCUCAACCUGGAAGACGUACGCACGCAGAACGUGUCGGUGAAGAUCAACCUCGGCGCCGCGUACUGCUGUCUCGCCCGGCAAGGCUCGUACUCCACCCCGCUCAAGCACGCCACGUUUGGUGAAUUUGUGGAGCGCAUGAACACCGAGUCGAUGCAGCUUUACUUUAUUCGCGACUGCCCUGCCUGCGUGUCGCGUGCGGUCGACAUGGAGAGCGGCUCCCUCAACUUCCCAGCCAGCACGACCACCGUCAAGAUCAACUUCUUCUCCAACGAGCGGCAGAGCCGCUCCAUCGCACGCGCGGUAUGGGACAGCGACGAGGACCAGUUCCGUUUGCUGGAUGUCGAGAACAUCGGCGUCACCUUUAACUGGUCGGUCUUCUCGUUGGAUGAGACCUUCGUGCGGCGGAAGCGCGAGCUAAUGGGGGAGGCGGCAGCGGCAGCAGCAACAACAAUGGGCGGCGACAGCAACAGCAGCUUCGGCCCGAGCGCGGUGGGGCCUCCGUCAGCGAACGCAAGUUACCGAACGGCAGCAGCGAAGGUGCCGCCGCCGCCGGUUUAUCGCUCCCCCGCUGCCGGGGCCGCCGCGCGAGCUCGCAUCGGACCAGCCCCGGUGGGCAUUGGCAUGGACCUCGCGGCACCGGUACACCGCAACGACGACGACGACUCGGGUGCCCUGGCAGCCGCAGGGAGACCCGCUUCUGUCAGCAACGGAGGGGGUGUCGAGCACGCAACGGCAGCGACGGCACCGGCAGACUCGGAUGCUCCGUCCCUCCACAUGUCCUCCACCGCUGCGGCUGUGGCUGAGGAUGACGACGACGAGGAUGACUUGGCACGCAACAAGACCGUGGCCUACCCAUUCGAGGUUGAAUUUCGCGCCUUCCGGCGGUGGAAGCAGCAGGGCGACAACCCGGCCGCUCCGCUCGCCAAGGCCAUUCUCGAGGAGCUCUCGCUGGCCGAGCACAACUAUCUCAGCCACGGCUCCAGUGUUGCGUACGAGAGAAUGGAUCUCACGAACGUGUGCGAGGUGGACUACGCCGCGGACGACUUGAACGUGGAAAGCAUCGUGGUGGAGCACACCUCGCGUGUGAAGCCGGAGGGGACGGAUCUGUUUGUGGACAACACCACCUCUCUGUACAUUGAGAACUUCGCCGCAGCACGUCAGCUGAAGGAUAAGGUGCGCGCCUACGGUCCAGUGAAGACGGCCGCGAUGCAGAACCCGAAUAACAACAAUAAAAUGCACGCGAUUUGCGCGGAGCGGCGUGCCGAGGGCCACGGCGGCAGCCGCGACGGUCUUCGCCUGACGCCGGAGGAGAUGCGGGAGGUGCUGAUGCCGAUUUCAAAGCUGACCUUCUUCCGCUCGCGCGGCUCCACGAUUCAUUGGAAGCUGCGGCCGAAUUGCAGUUUGGAGGAGAACAUCGCCCCGAUGACGGAGGCGCUGUCCUUCCUGCAGCAGGUGUUGCACACGGCGAACGAUAUUGAGCGGACGUCUGCGCGGGGUGGGGCGGCGCCCAACGCGCUGUAG